AUGUCAGCAUUACGCUCCGUUGUAAACGUUGGACGUUGGUCAGCCCUUGCUUUUGGUAUCGCGUACGGUUUUGCCCGUAAUGCUUCGUUGCAGAAGCAGGAGAAACAGAAGGAGGCACAGCGCGAAUACAAACACAAGGAAGAGUUGAUUGAGAAAGCCAGAGCCGAGUAUGCCAGAAGAACAAACCCUUCACUUCUUGCCGUUGCUUCUGAAGUGAAGCCAAAAAUAGUCGCUUUCCAUGACAAGAUCUCGGAUGACGAUCUUGAGGUUCUCAUCAUCUCUUUGGAAGAUUGAAUUGACCAUUAACCAAGAACUGGAAGAGUAUUUUGUUGACUGGGAAGGGAAAAGGUGGGGAAGGAAUGGUAUAUUAAAGAACACGAAAAGUUAAAAAAAAAACAAAAACCAAAAAACAAAAAAAAAGGAGGAGGAGGACAAGAGGUUCCAGGACAUGUAUCUUAUUCUCUAGAGUUUGUAAGAUUUUUAUUAUUAUUUAUUAUUAUUCAUUCCUGUUAACCUUGUAAUGUCUUUAUUCUCUGUCUGUCUGCAUCUCUAUCUCUCUAUCUCUUUUGAUAUUAUAUGUGUGCGGGUGUGUACAUAAUAUACACACACGUAUACAUAUAAAGAUCUUGUUUUUUCUUUGAUAUAAAAUAUAUAAACAAUUACUUGUUGGAUGGUAUAUCU
Messenger RNA from Phycomyces blakesleeanus NRRL 1555(-), 681 nucleotides. It is a transcript of the gene ATP21, whose product is annotated as ATP synthase subunit E ATP21. Gene Ontology annotation, molecular function: proton transmembrane transporter activity. Bases 1 to 294 code for a protein of 97 amino acids. Lineage: Eukaryota; Fungi; Mucoromycota; Mucoromycetes; Mucorales; Phycomycetaceae. Gene Ontology annotation, biological process: proton motive force-driven ATP synthesis. The transcript has 3 exons. The record is from RefSeq and is a predicted model, not a curated record.